CCGCCGGCCUCCACCCGCCGCGCGCGCCUGGCCCGACAUGGCGUUAACGGCGCCUCCGCGCCGCCGGGCUCUGCUUCUCGCGGCGGUUCCGCUGCUGCUGCUGCUGCUUGGGGCGGCGGCAGGAAGCUCUCAUUUCUUGGAUAAGACUCAACUCACAAAGAAAGGAGAUGCACACUUGAAACAAGAAGGUAUAAUUAGAAUGCACAACUCAGUGGCUCUCUCUGAAUCCAUGAAAAUAACAUCUAUCCCAGCUGUUCCACGAACACCUCAUCAAAUACUUGGAAAAGAAAACUCAACCGUUCCAGUUUAUGUUUCUAUUAAUUCCAAAGGUUUAAUUCUUAAAUGCUUGACUGAAAAGUUGUUAAAGCAAGGAAUAAAUGAUCCAGAAUAUCAGUGGGUUGGUCCCACAGGCUUGAUAACUAAAGACUCAGAAAGACUUGUUUUAGCAGAAGGUUGUCUGGAGAUCUAUAAUAUUCAUGCGGGCGACACUGGAAGUUAUACCUGUAAAGUUACCUAUGUAUAUAAUGCUAAACAUUUGAUGACAGAAGUCCGUUUUAUGAUCUAUGUGUAUCAUAAGCCAGGGAAAAGCCUACAUCUGGCAUCAGAAUUCAAAGCAGAAAGUUGUGAAACCAGUGAAGUUGUUUCCUUUGAAAAAAGACUGUUAGAAGACUUGAAGACAUUAAUUCAUGGCUUGCAGUGUGAAAUUCAGCAGUGGAAGAUGCAGUGCCAUGCAGCCACAAAUACAAUAGCAAUGCUAACACACAAACUUAUAUUCCAGUUUGUAGUUUUUCCUUUUGCAUUGGCAUUUACAGAUCCCUGUGAAAGUACAGACUGUGAAAGUUCCUCCAACUGUAUCAAAAAGGCGUACACCAAGAUUCAGCGAUUUUUGGCAGUCCUAAAUUCACAAGAAUACAAUCAGCAGAUGCAUUAUAUUCCUGGAAGCCUUACAAGUUUGAAGACAGACCAUUGCAAACCAGGAUUUGGUAAAAAUACAAGUAAUAGUACAGUUUGCACAGGGUGUUGCAUAACAUGCCCACCUGGUAGAUUUAGUGCUGAGUAUGAUACUGUAUGCACGCUCUGUCCACCUGGAUCUUAUAAUGAAAAGUAUGGGCAAACUGCAUGCAAAAGCUGUCCAAAGCAACAUACUACUGAUAGAAAAGGAGCCAAAACUGCAAAUCACUGUCACAGAACUCUGCAAAUCUGGAUAGUUUUCUUCAUUAUCCCCACUGGAGUCAUCCUUGUUAUACUGACAUCUUGGGUGAUUAUUCAGCCAUGCUGUAGAAGAAGGCUAGCAGCCCAAUACAUAGAAGCAGAAUCAGAACUGAAAAACAAAUUGAAAACCUUUGCAAGUAUUGCAACUGAUGCUGAGAUUGAAGCACAAAGAAGGAAACUAAGGAGCCCUGCCACAUAUGACAGAAAGCAUUUGCCAAAAAAAAAGGGUAACUUUUUACAGGAAGAAUCUAGAGGAUUAUUAAGUAGUAUCACAGUUACAGAAGCAUCAACAGUCUUUGGCUCAGAUCACUCUCCUGACUACACUUGGCCAAAUGAAGCAGAAACCAGCUUUGAGGAAGGCACAUCAGAGACUACUUUGGGAGAAGAAUAAAUGUAUUCUGUUUUUAAAAGCA
Messenger RNA from Rhea pennata, 1625 nucleotides. Its product is annotated as zona pellucida-binding protein 1-like. The transcript is spliced from 10 exons. NCBI's taxonomy places the organism in Eukaryota, Metazoa, Chordata, Aves, Rheiformes, Rheidae. Gene Ontology annotation, cellular component: zona pellucida receptor complex; acrosomal vesicle; extracellular region. Gene Ontology annotation, biological process: binding of sperm to zona pellucida; acrosome assembly. Bases 38 to 1603 code for a protein of 521 amino acids. The record is from RefSeq and is a predicted model, not a curated record.